AAUUCAGAUGCUUUUAAGUCUGUGAAACACUUUGUUACUUAAGUGAAGUUUAUUCAUAAUUAUAAUAUUAAUCUCAUUCAGUUUUACAGAAUCAACGAACCGCUCAUGUAAAAACCUUCCUCAUGAUGAUGAUGAUGAUGAUGACGCGUCAGAGCAGAGGCGGGUCUCACGCCUGCUACUUGUUCUGUGGACGGAAGUUUUUAACUCUUUACUAUCAGGAGCCGGAGACACUGAGCUGCUGUGUGUCCGGAAGACAUCCCGAGGACUGCUCCAUCCUCCACCUGUCCGACAGGGGGACAGACAGGGGGACAGACAGAGGGACAGACAGGGGGACAGACAGAGGGACAGACAGAGGGACAGACAGGGGAGAGACAGGUGGACAGACAGGUGAGAGACAGGGGGACAGACAGGUGGACAGACAGGGGACAGACAGGUGGGCCAUUCAUGGUGAUCUAUGGGCGAGUGUCUGCGCAGAGCUUGUCCAUGUCUGGAGACACUAUGGAAGAGGAGCUUCGGAGAGAAGCCUCCCUCAGCUGGAGGAGGAGAAGGAGGUGAAGGAGGAGAAGGAGGAGAAGGAGGUGAAGAAGGAGGUGAAGGGGGAUGUGGAGGUGAAGGGGGAUGUGGAGGUGAAGGAGCAGGUGAGGAGCCAGCCCCGGACAGCAGCUCCCUGUACACGGCCGUGUGGCCCUUCGAGGCCCGGGACCAGGACGAGCUGUCCUUCCGGGAGGGGGACCUGUUCCGCGUCACGAGCCGCAGCGGGGACUGGUGGACCGCGACGAGGACGGACCCGAACGGGCGCGUGCUGGAAACCGGGAUCGUCCCCCACAACUACCUGGUCCGAGCCGAGUCCCUGAGGAGUCAACCAUGGUUCUUCGGUCAAAUGAACCGGUUCGAGGCUCGGGGUCAUCUGCUGGCCGCAGGAAAUCAGGACGGCUCCUUCCUCAUCCGCCAGAGCGAGAAGGACAGCGUGGGACAUGUUCUCUCAGUGAGGUCGGGCACUCAGGUGAAGCAUUAUAAGCUCCACGAGGCGGUGGACUCGUUCUUCGUGGAGCCUUCUCAGAUCUUCUCCUCGCUGGUGGAGCUGGUGAAGUUCUACGAGUCUCACAAGCUGGUGAACAGCGGGCGUCUGGGGAGCGUCUGCAGGAGAAAGCAGCCCGACACCCCCGACCUGAACCACUCCACGGUGGACGAGUGGGAGCUGCCCCAGGACCAGUUCAGCCUGGAGGAGGAGCUGGGGAAGGGCUACUUCGCUGACGUGUACCGAGGACGCUGGAAGAACCACAUCAACGUGGCCAUCAAGAUCAUCAAGAGCGACUCGGAGUUGAACCACCGGGAGUUCCAGAGGGAGGUUCAGAUCCUGAAGAGCCUCCGUCACCGGCACCUCAUCUCUCUGUUCGCCGUGUGCACCGCGGCGUCUCCGUAUUACAUCAUCACCGAGCUGAUGGAGAAGGGCUGCCUGCUCACGUUCCUCAGAGGCCCAGAGGGGGCGCUGCAGGACACCGCGGCGCUCGUGGACAUGGGGGCCCAGGUGGCUGAUGGGAUGUCGUAUUUGGAGGAGCAGAACAGCAUCCACCGAGACCUGGCAGCUCGGAACGUGCUGGUGGGAGGAGACUACAUCUGCAAGGUGGCCGACUUCGGUCUGGCCCGGGUGAUCAAGGAGCCGUUCUACAUCUCAGAUGAUAAGAAGAUCCCCUACAAGUGGUGCGCCCCCGAGGCCAUGAGCCACGGGAAGUUCUCCAACAAGUCGGACGUGUGGGCCUUCGGCGUGCUGCUCUACGAGAUCAUCACGUACGGAGGCAUUCCUUACCCAGCCUUCAGUAACCAGGAGGUGUACCAGCAGGUCACCAAAGGUUACAGGAUGCCCGCUCCCGCCAAGUGCCCCGACCUUCUCUACAGCAUCAUGUUGAAGUGCUGGAGCCACGAGCCCAGCGAGCGGCCCAGCUUCAAGUCCCUGAAGCUGCAGCUGGACAGCAGCAUGUAUGAGAUGGGGUGACUCCGCCCCCUGCUCCGCCCUCCCCUGACCUCCUCUGACCUCCUGUGACCUUCUCUGACCUCCUCUGACCUCCUGUGACCUCUUCUGACCUCCUGUGACCUCCUGUGACCUCCUCUGACCUCCUGUGACCUCCUCUGACCUCCUGUGACCUCCUCUGACCUCCUGUGACCUCCUGUGACCUCCUCUGACCUCCUCUGACCUCCUCUGACCUCCUCUGAACCUCCUGUGACCUCCUGUGACCUCCUCUGACCUCCUGUGACCCCCUCUGACCUCCUGUGACCUCCUCUGACCUCCUGUGACCUCCUCUGACCUCCUGUGACCUCCUGUGACCUCCUCUGACCUCCUCUGACCUCCUGUGACCUCCUCUGACCUCAUCUGACCUCCUGUGACCCCCUCUGACCUCCUGUGACCUCCUCUGACCUCCUGUGACCUCCUCUGACCUCCUGUGACCUCCUGUGACCUCCUCUGACCUCCUCUGACCUCCUGUGACCUCCUCUGACCUCCUGUGACCUCCUCUGACCUCCUGUGACCUCCUCUGACCUCCUGUGACCUCCUGUGACCUCAGCGCACCGGACACGAAGUGGCGACUGGGACUCGUCACUGAGGACGAUUAUUUAAAAACCAGGAAGUAAAAGAACAGAAUCUCUCAGUGUUCCACACUUCACUAUGUAGUGACUUUAAAGUGAGCUCAUCGGGGAACGAUGAUCAACAACAACAACAACAACAACAACAACAACAACAACCUGGGCGAGUGAAAAUCCCACAGUUCAGAUGUUUAUUUACACUUCAAGGCUGAAAACAUGUUUCUUGUUCCUGCUGCUCUCGUCUAUGCUUAGAGUGCAAUGCAUGAUGGGAGAUAGUGCUCAGUUAGUGACCAUCGGUCGUGCACUAUUUUUCAUGAUGCAUUAUGGGAAACAAUGAGUGAAAUAGAAAACAUCAUUAAACAUUCGGACACCACUCUCUAUAUAUAUUUAUAUAUUUAUAGGCUUCUGUAAAGUGACUGCAAAGACUGAUCGUUUUUAUUCAGUUCACAUUUUAAAACAUUUGUUUCCGUUAUUCAGUUGAUUGUUAUUUCCUCUGGACCCGAAAGAAUUAUUAUAAUUUCAUUAUUUUAGUUUUUAGAAGCAAACUGAGAAUUUCCAGGUUUAUUUCAUCUCAUUUGAUCGAAGACUGAAAAUCUGAGUUUCCAUCCGGAGCUGAAGACGUCAUGAAAAUAAAACAUCAUCUUUUA
Platichthys flesus (European flounder) is the source of this 3224-nucleotide messenger RNA. RefSeq names its product PTK6 protein tyrosine kinase 6b (gene ptk6b). Gene Ontology annotation, molecular function: ATP binding; signaling receptor binding; non-membrane spanning protein tyrosine kinase activity. The transcript has 8 exons. The record is from RefSeq and is a predicted model, not a curated record. NCBI's taxonomy places the organism in Eukaryota, Metazoa, Chordata, Actinopteri, Pleuronectiformes, Pleuronectidae. Gene Ontology annotation, biological process: cell differentiation; innate immune response; cell surface receptor protein tyrosine kinase signaling pathway. The coding region runs from base 455 to 1993 and encodes 512 amino acids. Gene Ontology annotation, cellular component: extrinsic component of cytoplasmic side of plasma membrane.